AUGCAUUCCUCAUACUCCGAAACGGUCGGACAAAUUCUGCCUGAAGGUAUUGAACGGCAAUUACGUUCCCAAUUAAGAGCUUUACGUUUUGAACACCCACAAGAAUAUGCUAGACUACAACAAUUAGAAGUUGGAAAAUUUUUAGCUUCAAAAUCUUUGCAUAAUUGGCUAAGUGAAUGGGAAUUGAGUAGAUGGGAUAGUGAAAGGAAAAAUAAUAAUGAACUUUUGUGUUUUAAUUUAAAUAAUAACAGAAAUAAUUUGUGGCAGAGAAGACAACAAAGAAAUUUUAAGGUGUAG
This is a messenger RNA of Meloidogyne enterolobii, 297 nucleotides long. Lineage: Eukaryota; Metazoa; Nematoda; Chromadorea; Rhabditida; Meloidogynidae. The record is from the annotation of a GenBank genome assembly.